Molecule: messenger RNA, 577 nt
Organism: Guillardia theta CCMP2712
Lineage: Eukaryota; Cryptophyceae; Pyrenomonadales; Geminigeraceae
Exons: 7
Coding region: 17-445 (142 amino acids)
Source: RefSeq, a predicted model, not a curated record
CGCAACGUCUGUCCGUAUGUCAGAGGAGAAGGCACAAGGCGAAGAGAGCAACGUCUCUCCAUGGCUGCGUCUUGAUACCCGCGGCGGCGCGAUCGUCUGGUCCAUCAUCUUGCUUGUCGCACCAUUUUUGGCGUACGGGCCUGUUACUGCUGUUGUCGGCGAUGAGCUCCAGGCUGGAAGAAUCAUCGCAGCGGUUUACAUGGUAGGGUUGUGUGCAGCGUGGACCUUUUCAUACAUCUUCAGGGUUGGUACAAAGGACAUGACCUACUCCAAGCAGCUUAAAGCCUACGAAGACGCGGUCAUCGCGAAGAGAUUCGAAGAGCUCCAGGAGGAUGAGGUGGAGGCGCUGAUAUCCGAUCUGGAAGGCGACCAGCCCAAGAUUCCAGGAACCUCGGAGAAGGACAAGAAGGUGAAGGGGAGUGGCUGGCGUCCUGAUCAGUAUUGAGAAGUAAUACGCGUCAGUGGAGAGUGAAAUAUGCACACAUUUAGAACUUGAAAAUGAGGGAUUGAGAUCGUUCCCCUUCAAAUAUCUGGCAGACGACACGGCAUGUGUUGCAAGGAAUCUCUCACACACUUU